Oncorhynchus masou masou (cherry salmon) is the source of this 11648-nucleotide messenger RNA. Its product is annotated as T-box brain protein 1-like. The transcript is spliced from 6 exons. Gene Ontology annotation, cellular component: nucleus. Gene Ontology annotation, biological process: regulation of neuron projection development; regulation of transcription by RNA polymerase II; commitment of neuronal cell to specific neuron type in forebrain. The record is from RefSeq and is a predicted model, not a curated record. Gene Ontology annotation, molecular function: RNA polymerase II cis-regulatory region sequence-specific DNA binding; DNA-binding transcription factor activity, RNA polymerase II-specific. Bases 8661 to 10679 code for a protein of 672 amino acids. Lineage: Eukaryota; Metazoa; Chordata; Actinopteri; Salmoniformes; Salmonidae.
CAAACCUGCACAAUGACCUCCUGAGGGACUGUCUGGCCGUGGCAUGGAUAAUCAGCCUGCUCUCUCUGUGGUUAUGGUCACUAGCUGGGCUAAUAAGAGCAAAGUACUGAGGCUAAUAACAAACAAAUGGGAAUAGAGCAUGGGGAGUAGACAAACUACGGUGCUGCUGCAUCAUGGAUGACUUAACAAUUGUCUGAAUCUAAAAAAGCAAGCCCAGUUUGCUUAUUAAAGGAAAACUCCACCCAAAUACGAUCUCUCAAAAUACAGAAAUCGAAUCAAAUCAUGCGCCGAAAACAACAGGUUACCCUGAAAUACUUACUUACAAGCCAUCAACCAACAAUGCAAUUUUAGUUAAGAAAAAUAUUAAUUUAUUUAUCUUACUAGGCGAGUCAGUUAAGAACAAAUGCUUAUUUUCAAUGACGGCCUAGGAACACUGGGUUAACUGCCUGUUCAGGGGCAGAACAACAGAUUUGUACCUUGUCAGCUCAGGGAUUUGAACUUGCAACCUUUCGGUUACUAGUCCAACACUCUAACCACUAGGCUACCCUGCCGCUACCCUACUAAAUAAACUAAAGUAAAAAAUAAAAGAGCAACAAUAAAAUAACAGUAACGAGGCUAUAUACAGGGGGUACCGGUGCCGCAUUGGUACAGAUUAGUCGAGGUAAUAUGUACAUGUAGGUAGGUGUAGAGUGACUAUGCAUAAAUAAUGGAUAAUAAACAACGAGUAGCAGCAGCGUAAAAAAAGGGGGUUGCAUUCGAUUAGCUGGUCAGCAGUUUUAUGGCUUGGGGGUAGAAGCUAUUAAGAAGUCUUUUGGACCUAGACUUGGCACUCCCGUACCUCUUGCCGUGCGGUAGCAGAGAGAAAAGUCUAUGACUAGGGUGACUGGAGUCUUUGGCAAUUUUUAAGGCCUUCCUCUGAUACCACCUGGUAUAGAGGUCCUGGAUGGCAGGAAGCUUGGCCCCAGUGAUGUACUGGGCCAUACGCACUACCCUCUGUAGCGCCUUGCGGAUAGAGACCUAGUAGUUGCCAUACUAGGCGGUGAUGCAACCAGUCAGGAUGCUGUCGAAGGUGCAGCUGUAUAACUUUUUGAGGAUCUGGGUACACAUGUCAAAUAUUUUCAGUCUCCUGAGGGGGAAUAGGUGUUGUCGUGCCCUCUUCACGACUGUCCUGCUGUGUUUGGACCAUGAUAGUUUGUUGGUGAUGUGGACACCAAGGAACUUGAAGCCCUUAACCUGCUCCACUACAGCCCUGUGGAAUAGAAUGUGGGCGUGCUCGGCCAUCCUUUUCCUGUAGUCCACGAUCAUCUCCUUUGUCUUGAUUACAUUGAGAGAGAGGUUGUUGUCCUGGCACCACACUUCCAGGUAUCUGACCUCCUCCCUAUGGGCUGUCACAACAUUGUCGGUGAUCAGGCCUACCAUCAUUGUGUCGUCAGUAAACAUGAUGGUGAUGUUGGGAGUCGUGCUUGACUACACAGACAUGGGUAAACAGGGAGUACAGGAGGGGACUAAGCAUGCACCCCUGAGGGGUCCCCGUGUUGAGGAUCAGCGUGGCAGAUGUGUUGUUGCCUGCCCUUACCACAUGGGGGCUUGGUGUUCUUCGGCACAGGGACUAUGGUGGUCUGCUUAAAACAUGUAGGCAUUACAGACUCGGCCAGGGACUGGUUGAAAAUGUCAGUUGAGAUACUUGACAGUUGGUUAGCGCAUGCUCGGAGUACACGUCCUGGUAAUCCGUCUGGCCUCGUGAAUGUUGACCUGUGUCAUGGAAAUUCUAAUCAAUAAUGAGGAGAGACAACGUCAAUCACCAAUCAGGAUAUUACUUCAUUCAAAACGUAUUAAUAACAUUGAUUAAUUAUUGAAAUAAUGAAGCUUGUCGACAACCCACCCGUAGGUGAUUAGUUGAGAAGCCCAAAGAGCGGAUUUGAGCCACAGCAUUUUAUAGCAAAGUUCAUCUUCCUGGAUUUUCAUGACAAACAACAGAUGUAUGGAAUGGGUCACAAAGUUAAGAUCCAUAUAGAAGAUACUAAUAAUUCACAGCAAAAAGCAUCUGCUGUAAAAACUUCUCAUUGUGUAGAAACUAGGGUCUGACCCUGAGCCAUCUCUCCCUGGAACCUUCCAGUAAGGCACACAGACAAAUGCUAUGGAAUGUUGUCUUUAUCACCAAUCCAUCGUAAAUCUACAGUCAGUGUUACAUCUCCCAGAGGCCCACUUUCCGUUCACACAGAAACAAUAGACUUAUAAGAACCAUCUAUUCUGUUGCAUAAACAACCAUUUGAUGCAAUAAUAGUAUUAUAACAUAAUCUUGUAAUUUAUUUUCUGACACCUGUUUAAAGGUCUUAUUCACAUUGGCUACAGCGAGCAUGAUCACACAGUCGUCCAGAAUAUCUGGUGAUCGUAUGCAUUCUUCAGUGUUGCUCGCCUUAAAGCGUGCAUAGAAGUCAUUUAGCACGUCUGGUAGGCUUGUGUCACUGGGGAACACUCGGCUGGGCUUCCCUUUGUAGUUCGUAAUAGUUUGCAAGCUCUGCCACAUCCGCUGACCGGUGUAGCAGGAUUCAAUCUUAGUCAUGUAUUUACGCUUUCCCUGUUUGAUGGUUUGUCUCAGGGCACAGCAUCCGAGUUAGAGUCUCGCUCCUUGAAAGAGGAAGCUCUACCCUUUAGAUCAGUGUGGAUGUUGCCUGUAACCCAUGGCUUAUGUACGUAUGGUCACUGUGGGGACAACGUCAUUGAUGCACUUAUUGCUGAAGCCGAUGACUGAUGUGGCAUAACUCCUCGAUGCCAGCUCAGCAUCUGUGUCAUCUGACAACUUCUGUAUUGAGCGAAUCACUGGUACUUCCUGCUUUAGUUUUUGCUUGUAAACAGGAAUCAGGAGGAUAGAAUUAUGGUCCGAUUUUCCAAAUGGAGGGCGAAGGACAGCUUGUAUGUGUCUCUGUGUGUGGAGUAAAGGUGGUGUAGAAUUGUUUUCCCUCUUGUUGCACAUGUAACAUGCUGGUAAAAUUAGGUAAAACAAAUGUAAGUUUCCCUGCAUUAAAGUCCCCGGCCACUAGGAGCGCCUCCUCUGGAUGAGAAUUUUCUUGUUUGCUUAUGGCUUUAUACAGCUUGUUGAGUGCGGUCUUAGUGCCAGCAUCGGUUUGUGGUGGGUAAAUAGACAGCUAUGAAAAAUAUAGAUGAAAACUAUCUUGGUAAAUAGUGUGGUUUACAGCUUAUCAUGAGAUACUCUACCUCAGGUGAGCACAACCUCAAGACUUCCUUAAUAUUUGAUUUUGCACACCAGUUGUUAUUGACAAAUCGACAUAGACCGCCACCCCUUGUCUUACCGGAUGCAGCUGUUCUGUCUUGCCGAUGCAUGGAAAAAAUAGCCAACUGUAUAUUAUCCAUGUCGUCUUUCAGCCACGGCUCGGUGAAACAUAAGAUAUUACAGUUUCUAAUGCCCUGUUGGUAGGAUAGUCUUUAAUGGAGCUAAUCCAGUUUAUUCUCCAAUGAUUGCAUGUUGGCCAAUAGGAUGGAUGGUAGAGGCGGGUUACACACUCGCCGACAGAAUUCUCGUAUUGGCGUCUUCUCUUCAUGUGAAUGGCGGGGAUUUGGGCCUGGUCGGGUAUCUGGAGUAAAUCCUUCGUGUCCAACUUGUUAAAGAAAAAAUCUUUGUCCAGUUCGAUGUGAGUAAUCGCUGUUCUGAUAUCCAGAAGCUCUUUACGGUCAUAAGAGACGGUGGCAGAACCAUUAUGUACAAAAUAAGUUACAAACAACGCAAAAACCCCCACAAAAUAGCACAAUUGGUUAGGAGCCCGUAAAACAGCAGCCAUCUCCUCCGGCACCAUUUUUUCUAUGCAUCCCCUUAUGAUGCAAAAUGCAUCAUACAGGGAUGAUUUCUGUAUUUUGAAAGUUACAUAUUUUGAAAACUUGAUUGUUGACAAGCAAAACAUUUCGGGACUAUGUCAACAAUGGAUGAAUGAAACAAAUACCAAAAUAUUUUGGGGUGGAAUUGUCCUUUAAAGAUCAGUGAUGGAAGUUAACCAUAAUACUGUAAUGAGGAAGAGAAGACCUGCGCCUGUUCCUGGUUAGAGGCACGGGCAAGCCCAUGCUUGUACGUUUCACAAGAAUAGGUUCCUGGACCCUAUUGCCCUGCUGUAAUGACCUCUCUUGUUAGCUUCAUAGAUACGCAGCUCUUCAUUAGAAUACAAAGCCUCUAGCCUCUACUGGAAACCCCACUAUCAGAGAUGGGGGCUUCUUCUGCACCAUUCAAUUUGGCUUGUUUAAGGUUCUAACACACACUUUAUGCAACUUUAUUGAAACAGAAUACAACAUUUAUGUGUGUUCAGUAUACUGAUGCUUUAUGCUUUAUGCUUUAUUUCAAGCUUGGCUGUUUUCCCCCUGAAAUAUAAUGUUGAUGACUGAAGAAAACAGGAAAGUUGUAUACAUCAAAAGUAUUCUGUUUAAUUUACUUCAGUCAAACUUUAUUGAUUGCCACCAAUAUGCCAUUUCAGUUAUUAGUAGUUCAUCCUCUCACUAUCACUAGUCAACUGCCUUGGCCUGUAGUAAUGGUAUUGAACCAUGCAGCUCCACAGCACUACUUCUGAUUGUUCACAUUGUGUUUCCCCACCUAUCAUGUAAGAGAGAAGAGAAAUGCAUUUACUGAACUUGCUAGAACUUCAAGACUACCAAGGACCUACCAAAAGCUAAACUGUACCAUCGUGAUAGAGACGCUGGGAUCACCCAGCACUAAAAAAAAUGUUAGCAGUUGGUUGUGCUGAUCCUUUUGAGUUAAAUGUAAUGUCAAAAUGUACAUUUCCACCUAAAUAGACAUACCCAAAAGGAAUUAUUUAUCAUGUGCCAUAAAAAAAUACCUAGUUAUGGGCGGCAGGUAGCCAAGAGGUUGGGAAUGUUGGGCCCGUAGCUGAGCCGACUAGGUGAUACAGUUGAAGUCGAAAGUUUACAUACACUUAGAUUGUUUUUCAACCACUCCACAAAUGUCUUGUGAACAAACUAUAGUUUUAGCAAGUCGGUUAGGACAACUACUUUGUGCAUGACACAAGUAAUUUUUCCAGCAAUUGUUUACAGACGGAUUAUUUCAUUUAUAAUUUCAUUUAUAAUUCACUGUAUCAGAAUUCCAGUGGGUUAGAAGUUUACAUACACUAAGUUGACUGUGCAUUUUAAACAGCUUUGAAAAUUAUAGAAAAUACUGUCAUGGCUUUAGAAGCUUCUGAUAGGCUAAUUGAGUCAAUUGGAGUCAAUUGGAGGUGUACCUGUGGAGAAAUGAGAAAUGCAAAUCAAUCCCAGAACAACAGCAAAGGACCUUGUGAAGAUGCUGGAGGAAAGGGAUACAAAAUUAUCUUUAUCCAUAGUAAAACAAGUCCUAUAUUGACAUAACCUGAAAGGCCACACAGCAAGGAAGAAGCCACUGCUCCAAAACCGCCAUAAAAAAGACAGACUACGGUUUGCAACUGCUCAUGGGGACAAAGAUCGUACUUUUUGGAGAAAUGUCCUCUGGUCUGAUGAAACAAAAAUAGAACUGUUUGGCCAUAAUGACCAUUGUUAUGUUAGGAGGAAAAAGGGGGAGGCUUGCAAGUCGAAGAACACCAUCCCAACCGUGAAGCACGGGGGUGGCAGCGUCAUGUUGUUUGGGUGCUUUGCUGCACUUCAAGACAUCAGUCAGGAAGUUAAAGCUUGGUCGCAAAUGGAACUUCCAAGUGGACAAUGACCCCAAGCAUACUUCCAAAGUUCUGGCAAAAUGGCUUAAGGACAACAAAGUCAAGGUAUUGGAGUGGCCAUCACAAAGCCCUGACCUCAAUCCCAUAGAAAAAUUGUGGGCAGAACAGAAAAAGCAUGUGCGAGCAAGGAGGCCUACAAACCUGACUCAGUUACACCAGCUCUGUCAAGAGGAUUGGGUCAAAAUUCACCUAACUUAUUGUGGGAAGCUUGUGGAAGGCUACCCAAAAAGUUAAACAAUUUAAAGGCAAUGCUACCAAAUACUAUUUGAGUGUAUGUAAACUUUUGACCAACUGGGAAUGUGAUGAAAUAAAUCAAAGCUGAAAUAAAUAAUUCUCUACACUUAUUUUGACAUUUCACAUUCUUAAAAUAAAGUGGUAAUCCUAACUGACCUAAAACAGGGAAUGUUUACUAGGAAUAAAGGUCAGGAAAAACUGAGUUUAAAUGUAUUUGGCUAAGGUGUAUGUAAACUUCCGACUUCAACUGUAAAUCUGUUGAUGUGCCCUUGAGCAAAGCUCCUGCAAGUUGCCCUGGAUACGAGUGUCUGCUAAAUGACUUAAAUGUAAUGCUUAUACUGCCAGAAAUAUUAAAAUUGCACUUUUCUAGUAAAAAUAGUUAUAUUGCUCACUUUUGAGUACAAAAGCUUAAUACACAGUGUAAAAAAUAUGAUGAAAAUAUGAAAACACAUAUAAUUUUUUACCUUUUCAACAAAAGUGGGCUCGAAAUGAAUUAAGUGGUUUCAAAAUAUAGUAACAAUCAAAUUAUAAACGACUUAUUUCAUCUUUCUUAUAACAGUAAAAUAAAUAUGUUCAUACUUAGUGACUGUACAAAAUUGUCCCCAUUUAAUUUAAUUGAUGACAUAAAAUGUUCUGUUCAGCAACCCCAGACGCCAUUUUUUUUUUAAAUCAAAUUUUAACUAGCUAGGCAAGUCAGUUAAGAACAAAUUCUUAUUUACAAUGACGGCCUACCGGGGAACAGUCGGUUAACUGCCUUGCUCAGGGGAAGAACGACAGGUUUUGUUUACCUUGUAAUCUCGGGAAUUAUGAUCCAGCGACCUUUCGGUUACUAGCCCAACGCUCUAACCACUAAACUACCAGCCGCUCCAGCAUUCAAAUGCCUGCUAACUAAUUAUAACUUCAGCUUUAAGCACUAUGUGAUUUCAUCCCUCUGUGACGAAGAAAAAGUGGAAUUGUUUCAAUUGCCAGGCUCUCCAUUUCAAAUCCCUCAUAUGCCUUAUUGUAAACGGAGCUGCAAGGGUCACCGCCAGAGGAAGUCGAUCCUUUGUCUGGAUAGGCCAGAAAAUGUGACAUGUCGCUCUCUAUGCAAAUAUUUAUCAUGGUGUGAGAUUUCACAUACUGUAUCUCAGACGAGAGCAGAGAGCGUCAUGCGAAGCGGGACAACCAGAGCUUUCACGGAGUAACGGCGAUUGAUGUUGCGUCACUUACCGAGUGCUCUGUACACAAAAAUGUCAGUCGGAAACGGGCCAGAAGCGCUCAAAAUCUCCUAAAUAGAUAACUUAAUGCUUAAGAUUAAUACACAACUGUGAACACGGCACAUGAUGGUUACUGAGUUGAGUUCUCUAAAUCUAGCUGUUGAGGAGGAAAUUAUGUCAGCCAAACAGCAAACAAAUAUCAGUGUUGAUAUAGAACUUUAGCGUUUUUUAUUUAUUUAUCCUCUUCAAAAAAUGAUUAAUCGCCUGAGUUUCCAAAGAGACAUUUAAAUACAAAAUAUUGGUCUACAUCUCACAUUUGGAUAACCUAUAAUGUAUUUCAGUCAAUAAGUAAGUAGUUGGGAGUUUUGCCAGCCUUGUAAAGCAAGACACAGCAUCGUCUUGGCUCAGUCUGGACCACAACGUUCAGGUUGGAUUUUAUCCAAUGACGCUGUCACACUGCCCAUGCACAUCAAUGAAGCUCUCAUACGGAAAAACAGUCAAAAUGGUUAGAUGAAAUCGACCUUUAAUGCAGAAAUAGUUUUAGAGGAAUAUCAGAUUUUCCCUUUUUCCCUGUGUAUUAUUAAUUAGGCCUAUAACUGCUAAUCAAACAAUGAAACUCAAGAGUCGACUCGUUUAAUAAUAAUAGUGCUAUGUUAUAACAUCAUUGAACAAAAAUAUUUUAUACAUUUGUUAAAAUUCUGAAAUUUCAAAAUUACUUUCAUAACGUUAUUUUAUUGGUGUUUUUUCCCCAUUCUUGCUGAUUUUGAUGGUGUUUUUUAUUUGAUUUGUCAUUGCACUCACUCACUCAUUGUUAUGAGUGCUCUGAUUCAUAACUUUGGACCAGUAUAAUGAAAUAUUUACCUGCCUUGAGACUCAUAAACACAUUUCAGGGGAACGGCACCAUUUCACGCUAUCACAAACAUUUUAAAGCAUGAAGUGCACUGCCUGUCAUUGCUUGUCACUUUUGGGAUGUUCAUAAUAUAUUUUUGUUUCUCCGGUAGACAUACUUUGCCACUCUUACCAGAUGAAUAGGUAAAUAACGCAUAUUUCUCAUGAUAAUGUAGAAAUAUACAGGGGAAGAACGUAACUAUGAUUCCGGCCUAUUUUUGUUGAUAUUUAUAUGAGCAUGUGGCAAUGCAUCAUUAAGAUAAUAAACAAUUAACAUUGGUGUGAUAUCUACACAAAUAUAUCACAUAAAGUAAAAUGUUAUCAAAUAAGGACUGGCUGAUUGUCUCUGAAAGCAAAUUGGGUUUAUGGGCAAAGCCCUCAUGAUUAUCCUAAUUAAGAGCUGUCUAAUUAAAUUAUUGUCUUGAGCUAACCAAUAGCAAUAGUUGUUUCAUUAGCAAUGCAUGAAGAGUGAUGAAUAGCAAAACCUUCCUGAUUGCAGGAUAGUGUCAAUUGGCUCAUUUGCUCUUACUCAAGGUGACUGAAAACAUAGGAAGGCGAUUUUUUUGCGUGUCUUAUAUAGAGUUAGGAUUGAACAAAAGCUUGCGAUUCCAUAUAGUUUGCGUUAAUAGUGUUGAGAGCUAUGCAGCUCGAGAAUUGCACUAGUGGGCUCUCCAAGAAAUGUCUGAAUGUGGGCAGUGGCUACCCAAGCUCCGAUGGAUCUGAGCUAUCCUUGCAGGACCAUCCUAUUAUAUCUGCUAGUGACAACCUGGAGAGAAGUUCAACUCUGAAAAAAAAUUCCAGUGGGAUGACGAACCAGUCAGAUGCUGACAAUUUCCCCGACUCCAAGGACGCAUCAGGGGACGUCCAGAGAGGUAAACUCUCUCCUGAUCUCCACGGAGUCUCUGAAAUUCGUCAUAAUGUCGAUGGAUCUACAGGAGAAAGGUAUACCCUUUCGCAAUCUAGCCAACCACAGUCAGUCUCAGCAACUCCAAGUGCUAUGUUCCCCUAUCCGAGUCAACAUGGACCAGCGCACCCGGCUUUUUCUAUCGGGAGUCCGAGUCGUUAUUUGGCCCACCAUCCAGUCAUCACUAAUGGAGCGUACAAUAGUCUUCUGACCAACAGCUCUCCGCAAGGCUACCCAACCGCGGGUUACCCAUACGCACAACAGUAUGGACACACUUAUCAAGGAGGGGCGUUCUACCAGUUUUCCUCGGCGCAAGCUGGGCUGCUGCCUGGGAAAGCGCAAGUGUAUCUGUGCAACAGGGCCCUGUGGCUGAAGUUUCACAGACAUCAAACAGAGAUGAUAAUCACCAAACAAGGACGACGAAUGUUCCCCUUUUUGAGUUUCAACAUUUCUGGUCUGGAUCCGACGGCGCACUACAACAUAUUUGUGGAUGUUAUUCUUGCUGAUCCAAAUCACUGGCGAUUCCAAGGUGGCAAGUGGGUACCAUGUGGCAAAGCGGACACCAAUGUCACAGGAAACAGGGUGUACAUGCACCCUGACUCUCCAAACACUGGUGCGCACUGGAUGCGCCAAGAAAUCUCAUUUGGAAAGCUGAAAUUAACGAACAAUAAAGGAGGCUCAAACAACACCGGACAGAUGGUGGUUCUACAAUCGCUUCACAAGUACCAGCCCAGGCUCCAUGUGGUGGAAGUCAACGAAGACGGAACCGAGGACUCCAGCCAACCUGGAAGAGUACAGACGUUCACCUUCCCAGAAACACAGUUCAUCGCAGUCACAGCUUACCAGAAUACCGAUAUUACCCAGCUAAAAAUCGACCACAAUCCAUUUGCUAAAGGAUUUCGGGACAACUAUGACACUGUCUACACAGGUUGCGACAUUGACCGGUUAACACCAUCACCGGGUGACUCGCCUCGCUCUCAGAUCAUGCCUGGUGCGAGAUAUGCCAUGGCUGGUUCUUUCCUACAGGACCAAUUUGUCAGCAGUUAUGCCAAAUCUCGCUUUCACCCUGGCGUAGGGACUGGACCUGGCACGGACCGCAGCGUCCCACUUAGUAACAGCUUGCUAUCCCCGCAACAAACCGAAGAGCCCACAGUUGCAUCCCCGCAGCGAUGGUUUGUCAACCCUGCCAAUAACCGACUGGACUUUGCCGCCUCGCCAUACGAUGCUGCCGCGGCUGCUGAUUUUGCCGGUAACGCGGCCACCCUGCUGUCCUAUGCAGCAGCUGGAGUAAAGACACUUCCACUGCCCACUACAGGGUGCUCAAACAGACCUCUAGGUUACUAUGCCGACCCUUCCGGCUGGGGCACACACACACCACCCCAGUACUGCAGUAAGUCUAGCUCUGUGCUCUCUUGCUGGCCAACAAAUUCUGUUGGCAGAACAGGCACGUCCAACUACCUGGUUGAUAACGCGGACACCAUCCCAACAGAAAGGUCACCCAUCGGAGGGUCUAACGAGGCAAAAUCAAAAGACUUAUCCGAAUCAGGCUGGAUAGAGACGCCGUCUUCAAUCAAGUCGAUUGAUUCAAGUGAUUCUGGUAUCUUUGAGCAAGCUAAACGGAGAAGAAUUUCACCGUCUGCCACACCGGUUUCGGAAACAGUGUCCCCGUUGAAAUCUGAGAUCUUGCCUCCAAGAGAGUGUGAGAAAAAUUGCGUUAAGGACAUUGGUUACUAUAGUUUCUAUCCACACAGUUAGACAACCACAAAACGGGGGGGGGGUUCUAUCUUUAUAUGCAACUGAUAAUAUCCAACUGAUAGGCCGAUCAGCCGAUCAGUUGUAAUGCACACCCUGUCUUGGACCAAUAUAGACGAACGAUUAAAAAAUGUCGGCUUGUAGCGCAUAGGCCUACUGGGAAAAUUUAGGCGACGUUUACAUUUAACAUGAUUAGUUUGCUAUCUAAUAGCUGAAGGCCUACAUGCCUAUUUAUUUCAUUUAAACUAGCUUUAAUCAACAGCUAUUGUCUAUUGUAAUUAUGAAAAUGAUGUACAUAAUAAGCUAUUUAAACAUUUUGUGAUAUUGUGAAAUGAUUGUAAACUAUUGAAUUGAUUUGUAAGAUUCUGAAGAAUAGAAAUCGUUGUUAGUUGUGUUUUAAAAACGCACAUCGUAGGCCUAUGAUAUAGUCAAGUGAUCUCAUACAAUGUGAUUUUUUUUAAAUGGAGAGAGAGUCUAUGAUGGCUAUUUCGUUGUGUAACAGAGUGAGAUCUGAGUACAUGUUGCCUAAUUAUUUAUGUUCCCAUUGUAGUACUCUUUGCCCAUAAUGUUCAAUCACAGUGUCCGUAGAAAACAAUCAGAUGUUAGACAUUUGAGGACACAGCCAUUUGAUCAAAUUCAAAAUAAGAAAGACUUUCAUUAUAGGUGUGGUAAUAAACGUUAUACCUGUUAAUAUAGUGUAAUUUUUACUACAUUACUAAGAGAAAAAACAUGUAAUUUUCAAGUCUUUCUCUGACCAUCCAUCAUUUUUUUUAUAGCUUGUGUUUUAUGUGGAAGCUUCUGUAUCUGCUGUAAUGUGCUUCAUUGCAAUAAACGAUAUAAAAGCUAAUUACCUGGAGCAAGAAGCUAUCAUCUUUCUAAAUCCAAACUAGCCUAUGCAUGUACCAAUGAUGAAAUAAUGAAUUUUUGUGGCUCAAGUUCAUAUCGAUUGGCCUACAGGUCACCGGUAUAAAA